Molecule: messenger RNA, 2400 nt
Organism: Penaeus monodon (black tiger shrimp)
Lineage: Eukaryota; Metazoa; Arthropoda; Malacostraca; Decapoda; Penaeidae
Product: glutamate receptor 4-like
Exons: 12
Coding region: 71-1375 (434 amino acids)
Biological process (GO): monoatomic ion transport
Cellular component (GO): membrane
Molecular function (GO): ligand-gated monoatomic ion channel activity; signaling receptor activity
Source: RefSeq, a predicted model, not a curated record
GAAUCACUGCAAGAAACACUUGUCGUUUUCAUGCUUGAAUUGUCUUAACGACGAGGACCUACGUGGCGCAAUGACCAGCUCUAACAACCAGUCCUGUGUUAAGAUUACUGCUUUUAUGCAAUGGCCCUACAUGGCCGUCAGGGGAACCGCCGACAACCUGAAGGUGGAAGGAAGCAUCGUGGAGAUCCAUAAAAUAAUUUUUGACAAACUCGGUUACUGCUUCUCGUACGUGUACCUCGACUACUUCCGCUGUCCCUUAGCAGCUCUCCUGUCCGGGAACGCAGAUAUGUCUGGCGUUCCGGUAGCAAUCACAGACGAGGUAACAAAGGGCAAAAUGGAGCACAGUGUGUAUGUUUACGCGGACGAACUGUCGGCAAUGUAUCGAAGGCCAGUGCUGGAGGCUGACAUCAGCGGCUUAUUCAAUACUUACACUGCAUAUGUCUGGUGGCUGAUAAUUGCUGCGUCUCUUGGCAUGCUGUUUUGUGUGUGGGUCAUGCGGCUUCCUCGCAACGCUCUCUUCAAGAAAUAUCGAGGUGAGGCCGGACGGACGGAUCCCGACAACGGUGCGCUGAGCAAGACAUUCUGUUCCACGAGUAACUUUUUCUCGACUCUGGCAGUUAUGCUGGCACAGUCCAUCCCAAACGAGCCUCGGAGAGCUCCCGCCAGGAUCGCCUUCGCCUUCUGGCUGCUCGUGACUUUCGUCCUCGCCUCCGUCUACCGCUCCAACGUCAAGGCCAUGCUCAUCCUGCCGAAGGUCGACCUGCCUUUCAACGACGCCGAGGAGCUGGCGGACACGGGCCUGCCGCUCAAGAUGACCUUCCGAAGCCUGCUGCACCGGAGCUUGUUGAAGGCCCCGCCUGGCUCCACGCUCUCCCGUCUCCUGCCGAGAAACGACAGCAUAUACUUUGAUAUGAACUUCUCUACAGCAUUCAAGGAAAUGAGGAAAGGGGCGCCUGUGAUUGCUGCUUCUCGCACAGUAAUCCGAAACGUAAUGCACGAUUCUUUCUCGAAGACUGGCAAGUGCCUGGCAUACGUCAUGACUGAUAAUCUUAUUGGGAUGAACUACUACAGCUUCGUGUUUCCAAAAGGAUCGCCGCUGAAAGCCCAAGUAGACCCUCUGAUUGUGAAACUUCAGCAGUCUGGCAUCAUGGAUUAUGUUGUCAGGAAAGCAACUGCAAAUGCAACCGAAUGCUUAAAACCUCCUCAGUCACAGUACCAGCACGAACUGCGACCUCUGAAACUACGUGAUUUCUAUGGAGUUUUUCUUUUGCACAUUGGAGGAAUAUUCGUCGGACUUCUGGCUUUCCUGAUAGAACUUGCCUGGGCAAAACUUGUUUACCCUCUGAUGCCUCAACCAAACUCCCGUCAAACUUAGUAUCUUUGUUUUGCAAUAUUCGGAUGAAAGCUUAUAUACUGCUGUAUGCACCGAUAAGUAGGUUGGAGCAAGGAUCACACACUGAAUGUUACAUAGAACAGAAGGCUCAUCUAAGCACGCAGGGUCUCGCUAUCGGUCGCCCUACUGGAUCCUCUCUCGGUUCUUUGUUCCACAUAAAGACGCCAACGUGCAUGGCAUCCAACUGGCGAUCACAGAGUGGAUGAUAAAAUUACUCGUACAGUUUAAAUAGCUCAUGUUAGAUAAAAAAUUGUACCCUAGUGUCUGUGGUUAAGUGUUCAGUCCUAAACUGGAAAUUGGAUAUUGUUAUUAUUAUCCUGACAGGGUAAAAGUAAGAUAAAUGUAGAUUAAUAUGUAGCUUGGCUAUUUUAAUUAGGGGAUUUCUAACCUUUGAGAUCCCAUUAGGAUAAGUACCUUGUUCCUGUCAACAGUGCACCGUUAUUCCGCAGAUAUAUCAACUUCAUAAACUUCAUAUUUUUCCUCGCAUCCUAUACACUAGCUUGACAUGAUGGAACCGACUCCCCUUCGGUUCAUCAUUUCCCAGUGAGUAUCAACCGCAAUUUUGUUUACCUCUGUUAAAUAUUAGUUAUUGUUUAUCGUCGCGUAACGUUCGAACACUAAAUUGAUUGACUCACUGGUAGAGAAGUUACGUUGUUUGUUUUUUAGAUUGCCAUUAGCUGCUAAGGUCAGAUUUUUCAGUUUCGCAGGCAUUUCCAAUAAUCCUUUUUUAUCAUCAGUAACAUUUCGACUAUUAAUGUUAUCAUUAUUCCACACCAAUAAGUAGAUGGUGGUUCGAAUCUCUUUCUCUCUCUCUCUCUCUCUCUCUCUCUCUCUCUCUCUCUCUCUCUCUCUCUCUCUCUCUCUCUCUCUCUCUCUCUCUCUCUCUCGCAUGUACGUAUAUUCCAUUCCUUUGCCUACUCUUUAUUUCCCCUAAAAUGAAAAUACCAUUUAUCCCUGAAUCACAUUGUCGCUUUCAUGAACGUUAGUAAUAAACUGCAAAAGCAUUA